AUGGCUAGCCCUUCUGCCUCCCCUAUCUGGGUCUCUCAACUCGAGAGCCCUCCUGCUGCCAAGUCCAAGCAAUCUGGUGUUCAAGAUCCUCCUGGCUUCAGCUCCGGAACGACCAAGAACAAGGAUGCUGCCAAGGUUCAGCCCCGCAAGCCCCCGACGACCUCCGAGAUGGAAACCUUGAAGCUCAAAAAGGCCUGGGAAGUCGCGCUGGCUCCUGUCAAAGGCCUUCCCAUGACCGCCAUCAUGAUGUACAUGUCGGGCAACUCUCUCCAGAUCUUCAGCAUCAUGAUGGUCUUUAUGGCAUUCAAGAACCCUUUGAUGGGCUUGAUGAAUACGAACCAGGCCUUCGAACGCUUCCAGUCAGAGUCUCUUUCCUCCCAAUUGUUGCAGGUCAAGUUUGUGUAUGUGGUAUGCCAGCUGGUUGCGCUUGGUGUCGGAAUCUGGAAGAUCAAUGCCAUGGGUCUAUUACCAACAACACGAUCCGACUGGCUGAUGUGGGAGGCGCAAAGAGAGCGCCUGGAGUUCGCUGUGGCAGCAUUAUAA
Fusarium mangiferae is the source of this 543-nucleotide messenger RNA. RefSeq lists its product as uncharacterized. NCBI's taxonomy places the organism in Eukaryota, Fungi, Ascomycota, Sordariomycetes, Hypocreales, Nectriaceae. The record is from RefSeq and is a predicted model, not a curated record. The coding region runs from base 1 to 543 and encodes 180 amino acids. Gene Ontology annotation, cellular component: EMC complex. Gene Ontology annotation, biological process: protein folding in endoplasmic reticulum. The transcript has 3 exons.